AUGGAUGACGCUUUUCAUCUCAAACAGGCCGUUCUCGCCCUGGCGAGCGAGCUGGAUCUGCCAGCUCUCGAAGACUUGGACGGCCUGGGCGAAGAGGAACUGCCUUGUCGCGAUGUAGCCGCCAACAUUCAUUUCGCCUCGGCGCCUUCUCGCUCCGCCGAAAUUCGCAAACUCUUUUCCAAUGGCACUCGUCGAGUGCUCAACAUUACCAACCUGCUUCGUCAUCUCUUCCGCAAACGAGAGGGCGUGUUUCGGCGCGCUGGAUCCGCCAUUCGCGUCAGUGCGCUUCGUCAGCUUCACGAUGCCCAGCUCUUCUACUUGGCUGGCAUUGACAUAGCCCACUGCCUUGAGCUUGAGGAGUCAUCCAUCACCACCAAUACGCCUACGCUGGAGACAACCGACAUUACCAUUCACGACUGGAUUGCCCUUCUCAAAGCACGGCUCCGUGACCAUCUGGCCAAUGCCUUGCACACCACAUCCCUCGACCUCCUACAGGAGCUUGCCGCUCGCUCCCGUGAAGAGCGCUAUCGACGCGCUCUCCCGAUUGUGCUGGCCCUCAUGCCACAUUCCUGUUCGUUGCCUACCCGAGACCCCUCAUCCCCUGAGCCGAGGCGCGACUCGACGCUCAUGUGCAAAAACACUGCUCUUGCUCAUGCUCGCAGGGUUUUGCAUUGUCUCUGGCCUUGUCCGUCUCUGCCAUCGCAUUGGCCAAUACGGUGUGUCUCCGUGUUGGCCUGUACCGUACCAGCCUGUCUCCCUCCAGGCCGUAUGCUUACCUUUUGCAAUUUGGGAAUCCUAGCGGAGCACAAUAAGAUGACAUACGAGAAUCUAGCACGCUGCAUUGCGCCCUCCUUGUUGCCUCCGGUACCAGACAGCACGCUGCAUGCUCAAAUUCAAAGGCGUAUCGAGUCCUUGGUGGCCUGUGAGGAAACGCCCAGCGAGGACAGCCUCGAGUUUACACCUGCUCCGUAUCGAGGAGCGCACUAUCGUGAGACGUGUGCCAAGCUGAGUCGAGAGGAGCAAUCCGUGACAGAGCUCUGGCGCGAGUAUCUCGAUGCUUUGAGCAACAGCGAAGACACGCAGGCGGCACGCGCCAAGUUGCAGAAUGCUCGCACCAUGGCUACCCGCUUCUUGCAGAUGCUCGAGUAUGUGGAUGGCGAGUUUGCCGAGUACAAGCAACGAAUGUAUGAGCUCUUGGACGUCAUGCGAGACGCAGAUCCUGGUGGCAAUCGCCGCGGCUUUAUGGCUCGCAUCAUGACGCCACGUCGCCGCCACACCCACUCGGCCGUGCAGUCUGCGACAGCAACACCAGGUUUACCGGUUGCAUCCGGAGCCUCCGUUGGGCCCCAUGCCGAUUUGGUUGAACGGCUGACUGCACGAACACCAGCACUCUACCGUCAACGUCCACGCCGUAGCACGGAACCCGCGUUGAUGCUGAGCAGUGGACGGCGGCCUUUGCAACACCCUCGUCACACCCGGGCUGCACCACCGGUUCUCAACCUCUCCAUCGAAGAUGGAGACAUGAGCAUGGUCGGCCCUGGUCUUGAUGUGCCAUCGUCCGUCCUGGACUCGCCAAGCUGUGUGAAUGGAACUCACCCCCGGCCCUUGCGUCGCCAGUCGGGCUUGAAUCGCCAAUCGCGUGGCCGGCGUUCGGCACGACAACUGGCCACACGGCCGGACGCCUCAAACGUGGCCCCACCGACCAAACUUGAGAAACGAUCGAGCGACCCAGUCUUGGCCCACGCGCGACCACCCCCAACCUAUACGACCGCUGUUGAGCGCUCAACUGAGAGCAGUCUUAGUGCCAGCUCGCAUCAAAGCGUCAAGUCAGUCUCCAGCAAGGGCUCGGCCCGUGUGGUGCCGUUGAGUCAAAAUGGGCGCAAAGCCACAUUGGUUUGA
Messenger RNA from Monosiga brevicollis MX1, 1899 nucleotides. RefSeq lists its product as uncharacterized. The record is from RefSeq and is a predicted model, not a curated record. NCBI's taxonomy places the organism in Eukaryota, Choanoflagellata, Craspedida, Salpingoecidae. The coding region runs from base 1 to 1899 and encodes 632 amino acids. The transcript has 3 exons.